This is a messenger RNA of Rattus rattus (black rat), 993 nucleotides long. Its product is annotated as olfactory receptor 141-like. Bases 58 to 993 code for a protein of 311 amino acids. The record is from RefSeq and is a predicted model, not a curated record. Gene Ontology annotation, biological process: sensory perception of smell; G protein-coupled receptor signaling pathway. Gene Ontology annotation, molecular function: G protein-coupled receptor activity; olfactory receptor activity; odorant binding. Gene Ontology annotation, cellular component: membrane. NCBI's taxonomy places the organism in Eukaryota, Metazoa, Chordata, Mammalia, Rodentia, Muridae. The transcript has 2 exons.
UUCUGUUAUAUUUCUAAAAAUGCAAACAAUAUUUUCCAGUUUGUCCUAGAGUAUAGCAUGGAGAAUGUCACGUAUGUGUCUCUCUUCAUUCUGAGGGGCCUCACAGACAACACUGAACUUCAGAUCAUUCUUUUUUUCCUAUUUCUAAUGAUUUAUCUUUUUACACUCAUGGGAAACAUAGGACUUAUUGCAGUAGUCAUUGGGAAUCCUCAGCUCCACAACCCAAUGUACUAUUUUCUAGGUGUUUUAUCAUUCAUAGACACUUGCUUUUCUACCAUUAUCACUCCCAAAAUGUUAAUAGAUUUUAUGUCAAAGAAGAAAGUCAUUUCAUUCCUUGAAUGUACAACACAGAUGUUCCUUGCUGUUAGCUGUGGAACAACAGAGUGUUUUCUCUUGGCUGCAAUGGCUUAUGACCGCUAUGUAGCUAUUUACAACCCACUUCUAUAUGCAGUGAGCAUGUCACCCAGACUCUAUGUGUCACUCAUCAUUGCCUCCAAUGUUGGUGGAAUUCUUCAUGCAUCUAUCCAUACAGCAGCUACUGCUAGUCUCUCCUUUUGUAACUCCAAUGAAAUUAAGCAUUUUUUCUGUGAUAUUCCUCCUCUACUGGCUAUUUCUUGCUCUGACACUAAAAUGAAUGAACUUCUGCUCUUUGUCUUUGUGAGCUCCAUUGAGGUACUCACUAUAUUGAUCAUCAUCAUCUCUUACAGUUUCAUCUUAUUUGCCAUUUUGAAGAUGCAUUCUGCUGAGGGGAGACAAAAAGUGUUCUCUACAUGUGGUUCUCACCUCACUGGAGUGUCCAUAUAUUAUGGAACAAUCUUCUUCAUGUAUAUGAGACCAAGUUCCAGCUAUGCCUUGGAACAUGACAUGAUAGUGUCCACAUUUUAUGCCAUUGUGAUUCCCAUGUUGAAUCCUAUCAUCUAUAGUCUUAGGAACAAAGAGGUAAAGGAGGCAAUGAAAAGACUUUUAGGAAAAGAGUUUAUGAACGUAAAAUAA